AUGUCGGCCAUGCUGAACCCAGAGCAAGACGUGUACGACAACCGUGGCUACACCACGAACAAGCACUGGGUCUCUGGUCCCAAUGCGGUCUUCUCGAAGAUCAUGACGGCCAUGCUUGAGGGUGAGUUCAUGGACAUGUACGACACCUUCUUCCUCAUGGAGAUGGACGCGGUUCCCAUCAAGAGCGGCUGGCUCGACCAGUUCGAGACGGAGGCUCUCGAGAUGCCGGGCGGGAACAUGGCCGUCCGCGGGAGCCAGUACCUUGGCGACAAGUGGGACCUGUUCAAGUCGAUGAUGCCGACCUACUUGGUGGAUCACAUCAACGGCAAUGCCAUGUACAAUCUGAAGCACCCGUGGACCAAGGCUGUGUACGACGCUUUCCACAGCAUGGGCGGUGGCACCAUGAUGGAAGAGAUGGCCUUCGAUGUGGCGUUUGCCAUGAUCACCAUGGAUGCCAUGUCCGGAAGCAGCAGCCAGUUUGCGGCUGCCUGGACGGCUGCGAAUGGCGACAGCCAGACCUACAACUGGGAUUCCAUGCUGGUGGGCAACUACGCCAACACACUUCUGAACACCAGCUUCGAGUUCCCAACCUACAUCCGCCACGGUUCCAGCAAAAACCUCUUCGAAACUGUUGAGGAUGACGAAGUGACCCUGGGAGUGGCGAUGUUCGAUUACCAGGGAAUCUUGAAGGCGACCGUGCCCACGCACCACCCCUUCAAGAAGAUCCUGGCCCUGACCUAUUACCCGCAGCCGGAUAUGACCGAGACGAUCGAGGGGUCGAACGGCAACGUGACCAUGGAGACGGCGACGGCCACGCGUAAUGCCUACUACCACCUGUGCGAGACUGCCUCUCUUGUGAAAACGAAGUGGUUCGCCCUCACGGACAACUACCACAUCAUCAAGGCACCUGUGAGCGUUCUCAUGGAAACGGAGGACAAGCCCGUGCUGCCCUACGUCCUAAGGAACUCCAAGUACUGUGGUGAGCGUCCCAACUGCGAGGCUUCCAUGGAGCAGGCAGAGACGCUGUUCAGCAUCACGCUGAACUACCACCACGACAAGUACGAGGUGCUGUACAAGACCGAGGAUGCCAAGAAGUUCUGUGAGGCCUGGGAUCUCGCAACAACAUCUCAAUCGUGGAGCGAUUGCAGCCUGGCCUUUGGCCCUACCGGUGACGACUACAUCGCCUGGAAGAUCAGCGACCCAAACUACAACAUCACCAACGAGUUCACUCCGAAAGACAAGACGCGCUACGGCUGGCGAGCGUGGACCAGCCUGUGGAACCCGGCCCCGGUCGACUCCCGCGAUUGUAGCACAACUCUCUACAGCCCCAAGGAGUACUUGGAGACCCUCGGCAACAUCUCCAAGUGCGCAGUUUCCUAUGUGGAAGAUGAAUCGGGCUGUGCUGGUGACGCCUCGUGCAUGUGGAAGCCCAUGUUCGAGUCGGGCGUUUGUAUUCAGGACCCGAGGAGUGUUACCACCUCAACGACGCUGGCUGGAAGUGUUUACAGCAGCAUUGAAGUUUCCAUGGACAUGACGGUCGAGGAUUGA
Molecule: messenger RNA, 1548 nt
Organism: Symbiodinium natans
Lineage: Eukaryota; Dinophyceae; Suessiales; Symbiodiniaceae
Source: the annotation of a GenBank genome assembly